AUGUAUUAUUAUUUUUUUGUUUUGUUUGCAAUAUCUGUUAAUGGGUUGCUAAGAAAUAAAGACACUUCAGAUGCUAACAUUUUUGCGAGUAGCAAUGAUGGGAUCAUAGGAGAUGAUAAUAGCAUGAACACAUUUGGUAUGUCAGAAAAUGGAAGUUUAUAUUUAAAUGAAGAACCCAGUGAAAGCUUCUUAGAAAAUUGCAAUAUCAAUAGUUGUGUAGAUAUAGGCCAACCGAAUGGCAACAAAAUAAACACUCAAGAAGAUGGCAGCAAAAUAAACACUCAAGAAGAUGGCAGCAAAAUAAAUAUUCAAGAAGAUGGCAACAAAAUAAACACUCAAGAAGAUGGCAACAAAAUAAAUAUUCAAGAAGGUGGCAACAAAAUAAAUAUUCAAGAAAAUGGCAACAAUAACAGUAACGCCGAUUUAAAAAAAAAAACAGAAGACAUAAUAGAUGUAGUGCACACACAAAGGGAACCCCUACAAACUGCGGAAAAAGAAGAAAUAAAAAAUGACGUAAAAUUAAAAGAAAAUAGCACAAAUUUAAAAAAAAAUAAAGACGCUGACGAAAUGGAUGAUGAUAUGGAUGAUGAAAAUUUAGAUACUUCAGUCGAAGAUGAAUAUAACGACAAUGAGGAUGAAGAUGACGAUUUCGAAUCUGACGAUGAUAAGGAAGACGAUGAAAAGGAAAACCAAAAACAAAAUCAAAAAGAAAAAGAAAAACAUAGUGAAGAACAAAGCGAACAAAACGAAGAACAAAACGAAGAACAAAACGAAGAACAAAACGAAGAACAAAACGAAGAACAAAACGAAGAACAAAACGAAAAACUUUAUAAACAAAUUAUAAUAGAUAAUGAUAAAGAGACAGAAAUAAGUGGAAAUAAAAAUACAAAAGAAAAUAUUCUUGGAGCAAAUCCAGAAAAUAAGAUGGAGAUGUCAGAUGAAGGGAGUAAUCCCCAACUCCCCAAGUUUCGGAUUCAUACUGAAAAAAAUAACAUCAAAAUUAAAAAUGAAAGAAAUAAAAUUGGUAAUAAAUAUAAUAUUGAAUUUAACAAUAAGAAUGCUAAUCAAAUGGGGAAUACGGAGAAUAGAAAAAUGGGUAAUAGGAUUAAUAAUAGGUUGGAUAUUUCAAAUAAUAAAAAAAUUUCUUAUGAAAUGCAAAAUAUUCAAAACGAUAAUCAACACGCUGGAAAAUUUGAAGACGGUAAAAACUUAGGCGGCAAAAAAUUGGGAGAUAAAAAAUUGGGAGAUAAAAAAUUAGGCGGUAAAAAAUUAGGCGGUAAAAAUGGUGGGGUCAUAACUAGCCAUGUUGAUAAAAAAAAUAUCGAGAAUGAUGUUGCUGAAAUAGACCAAGAAAAUGAUGAGGAAGAUGAAAAAGAUGAAGAAGAUGUAGAAAAAGAUGAAGAUGUAGAAAAAGAUGAAGAUGUAGAAAAAGAUGAAGAUGUAGAAAAUGAAGAAAAUGAAGAAAAUGUAGAAAAUGAAGAAAAUGUAGAAAAUGAAGAAAAUGAAGAAAAUGUCGAAAAUAAAAAAAUGCAUGGUAAAAAUAAAACUUCAUUUUCAAACGAAAUCGAAAAUAUAAAUGAGCCUACAAAAGAUGAGAAAAAUACAAAUGUAAGUCAAAAGACAAUUUUAAAAGAAGAUAACAAAUGUAAUAAUGAAGAGAAUGGUAAUUGCUCUAAAACAAUAUCUGAAAAAAUAGAAAAUACCAUUUUGCAAACGAACAAUAUAAAUCAGAAUCUUCGUGAAAUUAAAGAAAGGAAAGGAAACACAAAACCAUCUUUAAAUAUUUCAGAAAAUUAUGAUCCCAAACCAGAACAAGACUACGAAUCAAACAUGUUUACUAUUGACAAAAGAAUGCACAACAAGUUGAAGAAUAUAGAUGUAAUACUUCGUGGGUUAAAUGAUAAAUUAAAUCAUCAUAAGGAUUUAAAAAAUCUCGAACUAAAAUUAAAAUUUGAAACUAUGGGACGAAUAAAAAAAUAUAAAAUAUACAAUGAGGUUAUCCAAAAAGCGAUAGAAACUUUGACUCAGCGUUUAAUUAACGACGAUUUAAAUAAAUUAAAAGAAGCUUCAUCCAUUUCUCUCCAAAAAUAUAUAAAUGAAACAGGCUAUGGAUUGGGGCUAUUAAAUUUUCAAAAAAAUGAGAAAAAAUAA
This is a messenger RNA of Plasmodium yoelii, 2151 nucleotides long. RefSeq names its product rhoptry neck protein 6, putative. The transcript is spliced from 6 exons. The record is from RefSeq and is a predicted model, not a curated record. NCBI's taxonomy places the organism in Eukaryota, Apicomplexa, Aconoidasida, Haemosporida, Plasmodiidae. Bases 1 to 2151 code for a protein of 716 amino acids.